Molecule: messenger RNA, 3047 nt
Organism: Dermacentor silvarum
Lineage: Eukaryota; Metazoa; Arthropoda; Arachnida; Ixodida; Ixodidae
Product: nucleolar MIF4G domain-containing protein 1-like
Biological process (GO): ribosomal small subunit biogenesis
Cellular component (GO): nucleolus
Molecular function (GO): RNA binding; protein binding
Source: RefSeq, a predicted model, not a curated record
CAGCACACUCCGCCGGCCAACAUGGCUGCGCACAGUUAAUCGUGGUGCGUGCGUGCGUGUUUAGAUGCUUGCGUACACUGUAGACAUGGCGGUAUCGUCUCAUUUUUACUUUGCUAUGUGAUUCUCUCGAGUUGAGAAGUAUUUGCAAGUUACUCACAGAACAGACAUGAAACGCAGUCGCAAUGUGAGAGGUGAGAUGCGCGCUACCGCGCUACCACCGGUGCACGGUGUUGACGUUUCUAGACUGUCGAGAAAGAAACGACGCAAACUGGAGAGAUCUGAGAAGAAAGUUCGACGACAUGCAUUUCAUAUGAAGAAUAAGGGGAUCAUUCAAAAAGAGAUGGAGAGGAUAUGCCACAAGCUCAACAUCACCCAGAAACCAAGUGAAGACAAGACCCUUGUUAAAGACCGCCAUACUAAGGAGACUCAACAGGAGGAGCCUGCAUUGAAGAAGCCAACCAAGCGUGAGCGUGAAGCAGUUCGCAAAAAGAAUCUUCUUGAUGACAACAAGCAAGAAGACAAAGUUAUCAAACAGAUGGAGAAGAAGUUGUUUCUCAGCAAGCGAAAAAACAAGAAUAUGCCUAAGUCAUUUAUAGAUGAAGGCCUGGACUACCUCCUAGAAGUUGUGGACAAGAAGUACCAGAACAGUCAUCAGGACAGUGACGGUGAUGAUGCCGAUGUGUAUAUGAAUCCUGCUAAAAGAAAAAGAAAGUUAGAGGAGAGCAAAUCUUUAAGUGCUGGUAAGAAACAGAGGACUCAUUCGGGCAGCAGUAUCUCUGACAGUGAAGGAAGUGAAAACGAAUUUAGUGAUGAUGAUGACGACGAUCGUUCGAACACAGCUCCAAUUGCAAAAUCACUGUCCCGUGCCAAACAUAGAAAUAGUGAGGACAGUGAUGAAAUCGGUGAUGAUGACAGCAUCGAUGAGGAAAACAGUGAUGAACAUGGCAGUGAAGACGUAGAAGACGAGGAUGACGUCAGUGAUGAAGAAGGUAGUGGCUACAGUGGUGCUGAAGACAACAGUGAUGAUGAACUAAGCUCACAGGAUAAGUCAUAUGGUGCUGAUAACAGUGCUUCCAUUGGGAUUUCUAGUCUACAGCGUCGAAGAGGCAGGGAAAACAUACUGAAUGAAAACCUAAAGUUCACAUCAGCCAAAGAGUGCAAACUUGCUGGCCAUACAGAGGCUGCUAAAUUGGCAGACACAACAAAACAUAGCAAGGCCAUUGAUGAAAGGAAAGGCUCCGAGAAUACUCUAGAAGAGGAGGACGCGGAUGAAAUUUCUUUUGAUGAUGAAAGUGGAAGCUCAGGUGAAGAGGAAGAAGAACCAGUUGCAUCAGGAACACUCGGUGAGGGGCGAGCAUUACCAACAGCCAAACAAGGCACCGCCUCUUCAGAUGGUAUGUGGGAAGAUAUAUAUGGACGGUUGCGUGAUAAAGCUGGCAACGUGGUGUCUCAAAAAUAUGUCCCACCUGCCAAGAGACUCCAAGGCAUCAAUCUCAGCUCACAGAAGAAAGAGGAGCUUGCCAGACUUAAGAAGCAAAUGAAAGGUCUACUGAACAGACUUAGCGAAGCCACAGUACAGCCUAUAGGAAUGGAGAUGGAGGACCUGUACAAAAAGCACAGCAACAAUGAUGUCAACUCCACCUUGAAUGUGUGUCUGUCUGAGUCGAUCAUUGCGCCUUUCUUGACUCCUGAGCGUCUCGUAAUGGAGCAUGCGAUGCUUGUCGCAUACUUGCACUGCAAUGUUGGAACCGAAGUAGGUGCACAGAUACUCCAAGACAUGGCUGAGAAGUUCAGUGAACUGUAUGAGCAGCAGCAAGGUUGCAGCACAGGGAAAGAAGUUGACAACUGUGCUUUGUUUAUAUCAUACCUCUUUGUGUUCAAGGUGGUUCAUUCAAGAAUUAUCUAUGACAUCAUAAGAAAAUUGGCCGAGUCUUUCAGUGAAAAAGACGUGGAGAUCAUUCUUCUGAUUUUGCGUUCUGUUGGGUUCGCUCUUCGAAAGCACGACCCUUUGGCCCUGAAGGAGGUAGUGCUCCUUUUGCAACGCAAGUGUGCCCAAGACACUGCUGGAGCCCAAGACUCCAGAAAACGAUUCAUGAUGGACAUACUAAACGCUGUGCGAAAUAACAACAUACAGAAGAUACCUAACUGUGACCCUAGCAUGGUGGAGCAUGCAUCUAAAGUUCUUAGAGGACUAUUUCGCAAGGGUUGCUUGUUACAAGAACUGAACAUCUCGCUUGAAGAUCUGCUGAAGGCACAUGAACGAGGCAAGUGGUGGGUGGUUGGCUCGGCAUGGACAGGAAACGAGGUGUCUUCAGAUAGAAAAGCAAGCAUGUCAUCAGCACCGCCAGAGUUUUCAAGCAAAAUCUUGAAGCUGGCUCAGAAGCACCACAUGAACACUGAUGUCAGGAGAAACAUCUUCUGCAUUCUGAUGACUGCUGAGGACUACUUGAGUGCCAGCGAGAGAAUCCUGCACUUGAACCUGACUGCAACCCAGGAGCGUGAAAUGUGCCAUGUCGUCUUGCAUUGCCUGCUCAAGGAGAAGCGGCACAACCCUUUUUAUGCUUAUCUGGCCCAGUUCUUCAUCAAGCGAGACCGACGUUUUUAUAUGAGCCUGCAGUGUGCAGUCUGGGACAAAUUCAGGGAGCUGGACCGAUUGAGUCCGACAGCUUUAUCCAACCUAGCAGAGUUUCUCGUCAUCUUGCUUUCACAAGAGGCCCUGUCACUCGCUGUUCUCAAGACGAUCCAAUUUGUGGACAUGAGUCCGGCACUGCUGAAACUCCUGCGGCAGCUGUUUAGCAGCUUGCUUUUGAACCGACCUCAGGAUGUCUAUCAGAGAGUCUUCCUCAAAGUGGCGGAUGCACCCAAGCUGCGUCUGCUGAGAGAAGGGCUGUGCCUCUUCCUUAGGCACUUCUUCCUCAAGGACCCAGGCAUGGACUCCACGGUGCGCAGUAUGCUCGAGCAGCAUGCCGAGAUUGCAGAGGAGACCCUGAGCAGGACUGACAAGAAGGCCAUCCUUUAAUUGUAAAAUAAAUGAGACUGUUGAUUUU